Molecule: messenger RNA, 951 nt
Organism: Aureobasidium melanogenum CBS 110374
Lineage: Eukaryota; Fungi; Ascomycota; Dothideomycetes; Dothideales; Saccotheciaceae
Product: Formate/nitrite transporter
Exons: 4
Coding region: 1-951 (316 amino acids)
Biological process (GO): transmembrane transport; nitrite transport
Cellular component (GO): membrane
Molecular function (GO): high-affinity secondary active nitrite transmembrane transporter activity
Source: RefSeq, a predicted model, not a curated record
AUGGAUAUCCCACGCCAACAACAGCCACUGCCGGUGGUGCACAAUGCCUACACACCCAAGGAAGCAAUCGAGAUCUCUUCCCGUACAGGUGCCUACAAGGCACACAUGCGUAUCGACAAGACCAUCAUCAGCAGUUUCAUGGCUGGUUGUCUACUUUCGUUCGCAGGUGCCUGUUACUCAGUCAUCAACACUUCCACCUGGUUUAAUGAGAAUGCACCUGGUGUCGUCAGAAUGCUGGGAGCCCUCAUCUUCCCCUUCGGUUUGGUCGUUAUCGUCAUGACUGGAGCAGAUCUCUGUACUGGCAGUUUCAUGUACACCAGCUUGGCUGCCCUCCAUCGCCGCACCUCUGUCCUGCUGAUGUUGAGACACUGGCUGCUGACCUUCUUUGGCAACCUCGCUGGUGCGCUGUUUGUUACCUGCGUUAUUGUGGGAUAUGGUGGUGUCUUGUCGGCACCAACAUACCGCAAGGAACUUUUUACUAUUGCAACUACUAAGGCUGUGACGCCUAUGUGGCAUCAGAUUUUCUUGAAGGCAAUUGGUGCCAACUGGCUGGUGUGUCUGGCUUGCUUCCUGGCCUGUUGUGCUAGAGAGUUCUUCUCCAAGGUGAUGGCUAUCUGGUGGCCUGUAUUCGCCUUUGUGCUGCUUGGAUUGGACCACGUCGUCGCGAACAUGUUCUACAUUCCCAUGGCUAUCUUCUUGCACCACCCUGACAUCACAGUCGGCUACUACAUCUGGAAGAGCAUGAUCCCCGCUGCUCUUGGUAACAUCGUUGGUGGCAGUGUUUUCGUAGCCUUCGUAUACUGGUACCUCUUCCUCGUCGGCGACACCUCUGAAAUCGUCAUCGAUGGCGAUUACUGGGAUGUCCAGAGCCGCUCAUCGAUCACUUCAAUUUCAGAAGACCCCCACACCACUCAACACCAGUCCAACAAGGAUGAUGGCAAGAUGGUUUAG